Molecule: messenger RNA, 975 nt
Organism: Trematosphaeria pertusa
Lineage: Eukaryota; Fungi; Ascomycota; Dothideomycetes; Pleosporales; Trematosphaeriaceae
Exons: 1
Coding region: 209-832 (207 amino acids)
Source: RefSeq, a predicted model, not a curated record
UUCCUAUGUCUAUUCCUUUCUUGCUUUGCCGACAUCAUAUCCAUUUUACCCCGUUCUUCCCCCAUCAUUCCACCAUGCUCCUCCGCCCAAAACGGGCUUACUACCGGCUGGGUAGUUCUGUUAUCAACAAGGGGGUGCGAUAUCAUAUCGUCGGGAAAGUCGCAACGCACGUCUUCCUGCACCUCCUCCGCAAUAAAGCUGCACAUCCAUGACAACCUUUUACCCUUGUGGUGGUUGGGGGGUUAGGCCGCCGAUGCCUGUCCCGUCACUCCUGUCUCUGUUUCUGCUGAGCGGGCCAUCAUCCAGGAUGCCUCCCUGUCACCAAAGAAGCCGACCUUUCCACCACAUGCAGGGCACGUGCACGGGUAGGUCGGGAGCCAGUGGUAGCGCGCUCGAGUCGCUUACCCCUGUCCCUGAAAAGUGGAGUCGGUGGGAAGGUUACUUGGGGGUGGGACAACAGCGGCUCACCGCGGUUAGACUAAAGUCGGAAGCGGGGGGCGUGAUGGUGGCCAGUCCAGCUGCUGGCUUUCCACUUUCUUUUCCUUUGGAGCGGAGCGCCGGCCGCGAAAGUUGCCGAGGAUGUUUGCACGCAAGGAGGGUCGACUGCGCCAAGACGGCGGUCGGAAAUGAGGAUGCACGUGGGCGAGCGUGCGCUGUCGCUGAAUUUUCCUGGGUUGGCGGUGGGGAGCCAGGGGUGCUGCUUCAUGUCCCUUUUGGUGAGUUUUGUGGUUUGGGGUUUCGUCCUUGCGUUUUGGGCAAGCAGGACUUCUUUUCAACGACCCGAAGUCUAGACGUUUCUUUCCCCCCCAAACCUCAUUUCCUGUCGCCCUGAGAGGUCGCCGACUUCUUCUUCAUGCGACCAGGCUCCGGCCGGCAUUUGGAGACUACUGUGUUUGACUCUCAAACCGAGUUUGGACUAGUAAUGGGACGGACAGGUGCCCUUACAUUGUUCCACACCCACCCGUUUACCUAACC